AUGGAUCAGCUGGUAUAUUGUGAAUUCAAACAUAUCGCAUCGAAAAGAGACGGUAAUCAAAUCGCUGCCAAUAUAAAAACUUUUAUAAAGCCGAAACGAUUCGAUGAAUUAGGUAUAAAAAAUUGUGGACAAGGCGGAAAUGAUACAAUUUGCUUUCAAAUUACUCGUGAAGAAGCAAACCGACUGCGUGAUAAUCUUUGUAAUGUAUUAUCAAGCGAUAAUUCACCUGUUUGGUUUCAUAUUGUUUCGAAUCCAUUGCAUUCACUUAUUCCACGUACAUUGGUAACGACUGACGAUAUUCAACAUGCAGGAUCAACAUUUGAUGUCGCAUGUCAAUUUGGAUCACUUCGAUCGUACAAUCAAUUUUAUUCGCACGUUCAAUUCGAUAAUAAAGUAGUUAAAGUUUCAUUUAAACCUUUGAGAGGAACACCAAAUGCCAUACACAUCGACUUCGAUCACAUACGUAUCAUUAUUCCAUUUAAAUUAAUUCAAAGACAAAAUAUUUUAGUUAAUAAAGAAAAUUCAAAAUAUGGAGUCUAUGUUUUACUACCACUCAAAUAUUUACCAAAUAUUUUUCGAAUGGAACCAGUAAAAGGCGCAAAUAAAGCUGAUCAAAAUGCAGAAAAACAAUGCCGAUUAUGUGGUGAUGAAUCAAAUGUUUCAUUUAUGAGAGAAAUUGUACACUGUUCUGAUGUAGUUUUUCAUUUUCCACCAUCUCAAGAUAUGCCAUGGAUGUUUCUGUCUCAUUUUCUAGUAGAUCGAGCAGAACAGUAUCACAUUAACUUUUCAUGUUUCAAAAUAUGUGACUGGUCGAAAGAAAAUAACAAAAAUUCUAGACCAAAUCCAUUUGAUUAUAGAAAUGCUCCAUUUCAAGAUCGUUAUGCUUUAGAAUUACUUAUUUCACUUGGUUAUGUGUUUCGAGACAAAUGGGCACAGUUGACGGAUCAAGAAUUAAAUUGGCAUCAAUGGAACCCUAGCGAACGCUAUUCGAUGUGUUGUUUUGUUGUUGAACAAUUAAAACUAGAUCAUGCUUACGAUUUAAUACGUACUGCAAGUGAUUAUAAUGAGAAAAAGAAAAAAUCAGAUAGUGAUAUCAAUGAUAAUGGCGGAUUAGUUGCAGAUAAACAGCUACUCAAAGUUGCUUGUUGUACAUUAACACCAUUAAAAAUUAUUUUUCAACCACUUGAAAUUACUAUUGGAAGUCGAGCUUUAAGAUUGCCCGAAUUUGGUGGUGCUGAACGAUUUCUUCUUGUACAUUUUCGUGAUGAAGAUAAUCGACGAUUACGUGGUUCUAAUAGAAAUAUCCAACAAAGAUUAAAAAAUUCAAUGCAAAAUGGUAUCUCAUUGUUUAACAAAACAUUUAAAUAUAUGGGUGCAAGUACAGGUCAAAUGAAAGAAAUGGCGUUUUGGUUCAUUGAUCUACCGCGUAGUAUAAAAAAUAUUACAGAAGCACACCAGAAACUAGGAACAUUUGAUGAAAUAAAAAAUAUCGCUACUUAUAUUGCUCGUGUUGGUCAAUAUUUUUCUACUACACGGCCUGUUGAUAUACGAUUGACGCCAGUAAAAAAUAACAAUGGCAUUCUUCCCAACGGUGUAUCGAAUUAUGCCUUGAUAAUUAAUGAUAUUGAAAGAAAUGAUUAUUGUUUUACGGAUGGUGUUGGUAAAAUAUCAUUGGGUUUAGCUGGGCGUGUUGCUCAAAAACUGAACAUUCCCCUAUUUUGCCAGGAAGAUAUUCCAUCGGCAUUUCAAGUGCGUGUAGCUGGCUGUAAGGGUAUGGUAGCAAUUGAUCCAAAAUCAACAUUAAACGACUAUUAUAUUCAUGUACGCAAGUCUAUGGUGAAAUUUCCCAGUGAUGAUUGGAAUUUAGAAAUAUGCGAAUUUUCUCGGCCAAUGACAUUAACAUUAAAUAAUCAAGUGAUUCGACUUUUAAGUGACUUGGGAAAUGCUGAUGGUCAAUUUAUUUCUUUUCAAAAUCAAGGUUUUGGUUAUUCGCAAACUCCUGAAGAACAAGAACCUAGUGCCAUCGAUAUUGCAGUACAAAAAAAUAUGUCUUAUUCAUUAUCAAAAGAUAAUUUACUAACCAAUCGUAUUCCGAUUCCUCCAACAGAUGGUCGAAAUUUAUUUGGCAUAGCAGACGAAACUGGUGAAUUACAAUAUGGCCAAUGUUUUAUACAAUAUUCUGCAUUGAAACCAACAAAAAAAGGUCAAAGAAAAUUUCAUGUUGUUACUGGAACGGUACUCGUAACAAAAAAUCCUUGUUUAUGGCCAGGUGAUUUUCGUCGAUUAACAGCUGUUCGUAAUAGUACAUUAGAAAAAUUUAUGCGCGAUGUUAUUGUAUUUCCUAUCAAUGGUCAACGUCCACAUUCGAAUGAAAUUGCUGGCUCAGAUUUGGAUGGCGAUCAAUACUGGGUUUAUUGGGGUGAUCGGUUCACUAUUGAGCAAGAUGUAGAACCAUUAGCAUAUACGGGAGCAAAGAAAAUCGAAGUUUCAUCCAUUACACCAGACAUAAUUAUUGACCAUAUUAUUAAGACUUUCAGCUCUGGCAUUAUUUUAGGCAUGAUUGCAAAUACUCAUACGGUUGUAGCUGAAAAACAUCGAGAACAUUCAUUCUCAGGGCCGUGUAAGAAAUUAGCGGAACUGUUUUCACUUGCUGUUGAUUCACCGAAAACUGGGCACUUUAUCGAUAAGGAAGAAAUUAGACCAUUUCAAAAGGAAUAUUGUAAAGAUUGGCCAGAAUUUAUGAGAAAAUAUGAUGAACCCACACCAACACCUCCAUCAAAUAGUAUAUUAGAAAAACUUUUUAAGAACGCUGAAAGCAAGUAUCAUGAGUGGAAAGAAAGACCCAUCGCUAACAGAUUUCCACCACCGAAUCGAGCUAUCAAAUUUGCAUCAGCAAGUACUAUUGAAGAUGACGAUUUUAUCGCAUGGCUUAGUGGAAGCAUUUAUAAAGGAGAUACUACCCCACGCAAACCUUCGAAAACACCGUCACACAAACCCAUUAACGAGGAUCCAUCAAUUGCACAAUCUAUCGAAUCUCCUACAACAGUGAAUGAAAACUUAGAACCGGUAACUAGAAAGAAUGGAAGAAAACAAUCGAAAGACACUUCCAAUCGAUUAAAAACACCUAUUAAUCCAAAAUCUGAACCAACAAUAACAAAUGAAAAAGCAGAACCAGAAAUUAGAAAGAAUCAGAGAAGAAAACCGAACGACACUGUCAAUCGGCCAGAAACGCCAAUUGAACCAAAAUCUGAGUCAAAAGCAACGAAAAAUAAUUCAGCGAAAACAGAAAUUACCGCUCGUACGAUAGAAACUCCUAGUACACCAUCAGCUACUUCUGCAUCUGCAGCAUCAUCCAUUGCUACUCAAUACCAAACGGAUUUUGUUAUGGCAGGAAUUACAAAUGCAGGCGGUAUUCAGUGUACUUCAAUUGCUAAAAAUUAUUAUAUAGUCGAUUCAAAUAAAAACACACCUGAAAACUCCAAUAAAGAAGAAAUUAUAAAUAAAAUUGAAUCACUUUUAGACAAAGAAGAUGUUUUUAAAAAAUCACCAUCUGUUUACGAUCAAGUCAAACAUGGAUCACUUUAUUUAAUAGUUUACUAUGGCCAUAUAUAUUUUGUUGAGCAAGGUCCAUAUCCUUUAAAACUAGGUCAAUUAAAGGAUAUAAUCAAAACUACAGGCGACGAAUUCAUUCGCUUCAAUCAUGCUAAUAUCGAUGAAUUAAAUGUUCCAGAAUUAUCAAAGUCGACAACCAGAAAAAAUAAAAUUGGCUAUGAAUUUGAUUGUCGUGUAACUUCGUCUCCAUCGAAAUAUUUUACAGUAUUGUAUGAUGAUAGUAAAAAACUUCGACAAAUACGUGUCUAUCAUAUAUGGUCAAAAUAUUUUGUACGUGAAUCAAAUUUCAAUGCAGAUACUCUAUAUGAAAUUCGUUCUGCAUUGACAUAUGAUGAAGGCUCGCUAGAUUUUACUGAAAAUAUGCGUUUAAUUUUUAAAUCUCAACUAACUGAACUAUUUUCGGGUCGUAAACCCAAUAUUAAGAUUGAUCGUAGUAUUCUUUGUUCUUCGGUUAUACCGAUUGGUCUCAAAAUUCUCGAAGAAGAUCAAGUAGAUGGCAUGAAUCAAUCGACGACUGAAAGUUUUUAUCGGAAAGUUCGAUAUGUACCAAUAGAUGAACAGCAAACGAAACCGAAUGUAUUAUUAACCAUGGAGUAUCAUGUUUCACCGCUUAGUAAAAAGAAUGGUAUUUUAGCACAAGUCUGCAACUCUGCUUUUAUCCCAACUGAAGAAGCUUUACUAAUUCGUGGACAAGCAGCAGCGUCAACUAUCAAUAGUUGGUACAACAGUUUACCUUUUGAAAUAUCAAGAUUUAACUAG
This is a messenger RNA of Rotaria socialis, 4371 nucleotides long. The record is from the annotation of a GenBank genome assembly. Lineage: Eukaryota; Metazoa; Rotifera; Eurotatoria; Philodinida; Philodinidae.